AUGGGACAGGUCGUCUACCUUGGCCUCUGCCUCCUGAGCUGCCUGCUCUUGAACCCCCUGGUGGAAGGUGCCCAGAACGGCACAGUAGUGGAAGGCCGUGCUCGAUGUCCUCCCAAUGUGCUGUACUACAAGCAGUUCUGUUACCAAUUUGUAAACAGCUAUGUCUCCUGGCAUCUUGCAGAGGUCAACUGUCAGGGCAUAGCUUCCGGGCCCGAAGCUCACCUGGCUUCUCUUCUUUCGCAAAAUGAGGGGAAAAUAGUCGCCUCCUACCUGAAUAGCAAGAGUGCCAGCAACGUCUGGGUUGGUCUGGAGGGCACCCGCAACAAUGGGUACAUGGUCUGGGAAUGGAGCGACGCAUCCCCUCUCAGCUUGCCUCUCUGGGACGGCCGCAGCCUCAGCACCGCCAUUUCCUCCUACGAAUGUGUCGCCAUGACCAACAUCCAGAACACAAAUGCUCAGAAAUGGGCACAGCGCACCUGUGCUGACACCUUGCCAUACCUGUGCAAAUACAGAGCUGGCUAUUAG
Molecule: messenger RNA, 525 nt
Organism: Heteronotia binoei (common prickly gecko)
Lineage: Eukaryota; Metazoa; Chordata; Lepidosauria; Squamata; Gekkonidae
Product: lithostathine-like
Exons: 5
Coding region: 1-525 (174 amino acids)
Molecular function (GO): signaling receptor activity
Source: RefSeq, a predicted model, not a curated record